Molecule: messenger RNA, 1560 nt
Organism: Nicotiana attenuata
Lineage: Eukaryota; Viridiplantae; Streptophyta; Magnoliopsida; Solanales; Solanaceae
Exons: 6
Coding region: 1-1560 (519 amino acids)
Molecular function (GO): zinc ion binding
Source: RefSeq, a predicted model, not a curated record
AUGAUAGUUAUGAAGGAGAAUAUGGGUGAUUACAAGAAAGAAUUUGCUAGGCUUCAUGAUUAUGCAGAAAUGCUGAAGUCUACUAAUCCUGGCACUACUGUAGUGAUAAGGACAUCUAAGGAUUCAGUUUCUGGCAAGGAAGUCUUUAUGGGCAUUUAUGUCUGUCUUGAAGCAUUAAAAAUGGAUGGAAAUAAUCAAAUGUUCCCUGUGGCUUGGGCAGUAGUUGAAAAGGAAUCAAAGGAUACAUGGUCUUGGUUUAUCAGGUGUCUCAAGCAUGAUCUAAACUUGACAGAAACUGAAGGAGAAGGGCUGACAGUCAUGUCUGAUAUGCAGAAGGGUCUUCAUCUAGCAAUAACUCAGUUAUUGCCAAAUGCUGAAAUGAGAUGGUGUGCUAGACAUAUCUGGGCUAAUUGGAAGCAAAUGGCCUGCAAGAAGUUGGAUGAAAUGGACCAGCUGGGGGGAAAUAUUGUUCAGGACUUACUAAAAUACAACAAGGAAACAUGGUGUAGGGCAUAUUUCAAAGACCAUAGUAAGUGUGAUGUAGUUGAGAACAACAUGUGUGAGACAUUCAAUAGUUGGAUAUUGGCAGCUAGGCACAAGUCUAUCAUUACUAUGUUAGAGGAAAUUAGAAUCAAGUGUAUGGAGAGGAUGAAUAGCAUGAGAGAGUUUUCUGAAAAAUGGGUAGGUGAGAUAUCACCCAUGGCUAUGGAAAUACUUGGAGAGAAUGCUCAAAGGGCAGCCAAAUGUGAAGUCAAAUUUAAUGGUGAAACACGGUAUGAGAUCCAGGAUGGGCCAUAUAAACAUGUUGUUGACUUUAGGGCAUAUACCUGUACUUGUAGAUCAUGGCAACUCAAAGGAAUUCCAUGUGCACAUGCAAUUACAGCAAUGCAUUACAAGAACUAUGAGGUUGAGCCAUAUGUUGACCAUUGGUAUAGAAAGGAUACCUACCUUAAGGCAUAUAGCAGAUUCAUUCAACCUUUAACUAGUAUGAAUUUGUGGCCAACAAGCACACUGCCAGCUAUUGAGCCACCUGUUAUAACUGCAAUGCCGGGAAGGCCAAAGAAAAAAAGGACAAAGGCUGCUGAUGAACCAAAGAAGAAGUUUGGGAAGGAAAAACCAAGAGGGACUGGAACUAGUUCAGGUAGAGGUGAAACUGCUGAAAGUGGAACAUGCAGCAGUGGAAGUGCAUCAACAAUACCUGCAAGUGCAUCAACAACACCAGCAAUCCUUGAUCCAAGCACACAACAAUCAACUAAUGUUGCAAGAGGUCCAAAAAGAAGACCAAUGAGCCUAGAAGAGGUGGUGCAAAUGCAGGGUCUAAGAGAACAAAGACAGCAGGAUAUGAGUGGUACACAAUCCUCUACACUCAUAAGUUCUGCUCCUACCAACAUUGAACUUAGGUUCAAACCACCUGGACUAAAGUGGAAGGGCCGACCAGCAGUUACACAAAGGCAGCUGCAAGAACAGAGUUACAGAAGGGCAAGUCUGCUACAAACCACUCAAGCCACACCAGUUACACAAUCCACACCAAGCAGCCAAGCCACAACAGACAUUAAUUGA